AGGUAUGAGGCUUGGCUGGGUAGAGAAAACAGGUGGGGCAGGUUUCUGUUGUUACACACAGGUGAUGUGAAGAGGGCAGGACUCGGGUGAGGAAGAACAGGAAAAACUGAUGGGAGAAACUCAGUGGGAGGAACCGUGAACGAAUGUUUAUGUGUGUAAGAGAGCGUAAGUAAGUGCCUGGGACUGCAGACUGCUAUAACAAGACUUAAAUUUUAACUAUUUACUACGAAGAUUUAUUUUCUUUUUAUUUAUUAGUAUUAUUUGGUGGGGGAGGGGAUUACUGGUAUGGAUUUUCAUGUCAUUUGUUGCCUUGGGCAGUAAAGUGGGUCAACACCUGAGAAGGAGCUAAAAGGAGAAGCUGAACUGAGACCGUUUUGUCCCGCUGAAAGAGCACAAGAGAGGAAGGACAUGCUAAACGUUCUGGGGAUACUGAAGAGGGAGGAUGCAUAAUUGGACAGGAAACACCGUCUUUUUUUGUUUGUUCUCUUUUUGGGGAAAUAGACAUAGAAGGAGUUGAUUUCUGAUGCAUCUACUAUAUUAACCACAAACUAAUUCGGUGAUAAAUAUCCUCCUUAACUGUUGCUGCUUGGAACAUUUUUAUUUUAUUUUUUCCCAAGUAUCAUUUUGGGCUUGUUUUUAUGCCUCAAUUCAACCGUAAAGAUAACUAAUCACCUUUCAGCUACAAAAGGUCAAAUAUUCCAAGAGAUCUACAGUUCAGCUAAAGGAGGGAUCAUUUCCUCUACUCACACUGAAAACGACACACACACACACACCACUUCCAACAUGCAGGCACCGCCACCUGAGCACGAUGACACUUUUGAUUUCCUGUUUAAGAUCAUCCUCAUUGGGGACACCAAUGUGGGGAAGACCUGCGUGCUUCAGAACUUUAAGUCAGGGGUUUUCUCUGACAAACAGCAGAACACCAUCGGAGUGGAUUUCACAGUGAGGACGGUGGAUAUUGAAGGAAAGAAAGUCAAGAUGCAGGUGUGGGACACAGCAGGUCAGGAGAGGUUUCGGACCAUCACUCAGAGUUACUAUCGCAGCGCUCACGGCGCCAUGAUUACCUAUGACAUCACACGAGGCUGCACCUUUGAUUCGGUGAACCAUUGGAUCAAGGAGGUAGAGCUGUACGGAGCUGCCAAUGUACUCUUGGUGCUAAUAGGUAACAAAUGUGACCUGGAGGAGGAACGGGAGGUUCCGUUCGAGAAAGCUUGCAAUCUGGCAAAAGAAAGAGGCAUACUCGCUGCUUUGGAAACAUCUGCUAAGGAAAGUCAGAAUGUGGAGGAAGCCUUCUUGAUGAUGGCCAAGGAGCUGCUGUCUCGUAACGGCCUCAACGUCCAGCAGGAUGAGAACAGCGGCAUGCCUCGGAUCCUCCUCAGAGAGAACUCUCGACCAAUCGAUGUCAGCAUAGGCGCCUACGUUCCUCCGGAGAAAGAGAAGAAGUCGUGUUGCUGACGCAGAGAAACUGUGACUGAAGAUGCUUGAAGGGUUUUAUUUAUCGGGAAUGUGGAUGAGUGAAAGAGGAUCUUGAAGUUCUGUGACGUCGAGGCAUGAUGUACUGAGCGUCUGCCAGAAGGCAGAUGUCAAAGAUAUGGUGAAGAAAUGUUCGUUGUAUCUGAUCGGAGAGGAAUGCUGACGAAGCGUCUUUACUGGAAAGACCUGCGAUCAGUGUUCAGGAAGCGCUAAAGCCCAACGACCUCCUUUUAUAUCAACUGGUCCAUGUUACUAAUAUUUUUCUAAAUUCAAAACAGUUUAAGGCAAAUACAUUUACACCAUUGGAAGUCUAACAGUGUGCUAAGAGCUUGGGGUUGUUUUACGGUGCGAUUUUGUUAAAAUGAAGUUGAAAUGUUUUUGAAAGAAUAUAUAUUUUUAAUCUGUUGUCUCUCACUACACUGUGGAUUUAAGUUUCCAAAACGGCUUGCCAUACUCAAAACUACUGUGAAAUAAAUAAGUCUGAAUUGAUUUCACGACACAGCUGCAAAAAGCUGUGAAAAUAAAAAUGCCAUAUUUGAUUAUGAGUAGCUUCCAGCGAACUCCUUGAGCCCGUCAGGAAAUUCUGACCUCUGAGGAAAAGUAAUCUGACGUUUCUAACCCAUUGAACACUGAAGCGACACUGUCUGAACACUAGAUGGUGCUGUGCUGCACCGCAUGAUCUGUGGCCGCCGUUAGGGUUGCCUUUGCCUUGUGUAUAAAAAAGGGAAACGUGAUUUGAAAGAGGAAACAAAAAUGUGUCCAAACACAAACAGUUUGCCUCAAAGCCAUUUUCCGGAAAAGAUGUAGUGUAUUAUUACAAUAAGGUCAUCACACUAGAAAAAGAGGUCAUUACUUUUCUGAGACAGUCACUGGUAAAUUUAGCCUCGCUAAGAUAUUCAUACAUCUAUAAAUAUUUGCUAGAUUUGUCCAUGUUUUAUUAAUAAAAUUCAAUCUUUCUCUUGGGA
Poecilia latipinna (sailfin molly) is the source of this 2438-nucleotide messenger RNA. Its product is annotated as ras-related protein Rab-19-like. Lineage: Eukaryota; Metazoa; Chordata; Actinopteri; Cyprinodontiformes; Poeciliidae. Gene Ontology annotation, molecular function: GTPase activity; GTP binding. The coding region runs from base 784 to 1455 and encodes 223 amino acids. The record is from RefSeq and is a predicted model, not a curated record. The transcript is spliced from 4 exons.